This is a messenger RNA of Quercus robur (English oak), 1119 nucleotides long. Its product is annotated as receptor-like protein 33. Lineage: Eukaryota; Viridiplantae; Streptophyta; Magnoliopsida; Fagales; Fagaceae. The record is from RefSeq and is a predicted model, not a curated record. Gene Ontology annotation, molecular function: protein binding. The transcript has a single exon. The coding region runs from base 1 to 1119 and encodes 372 amino acids.
AUGAUAUGUAAGUUGCACGCUUUGGAAGUCCUUGAUGUGUCCAAUAACCAAUUGAUUGGUCAGAUUCCACAAUGUUUGUUGAACUCAAGCAAUUCUCUUGUAGUGGUGGCUAUGAGAAAUAACCACUUUCAAGGAAACUUGCUUGAAACAUUCAUAAAUGGAUGUAGUUUAAGGACACUAGACUUGAAUAACAACGAAAUACAAGGAAAGAUUCCACGAUCUUUAGUUAAAUGUCAAAUGCUAGAAGUUCUGAAUCUUGGAAACAACAAAUUGAAUGAUGCAUUCCCUUUUUGGUUGGAGUCUUUACCAGAGUUAAAGAUUCUUGUCUUGCAAGGUAAUGGAUUCUAUGGUCCUAUAUGGGAUCCUUGUAUAAAUUUUGGCUUAUCCAAGCUGCAUGUCAUUGACCUCUCUCACAACAAUUUCUCUGGCAAGUUACCAUCUGAGUACUUUCAAAACUGGAGUGCAAUCCUAGACAAAAACCCAUCACAAUCAGGGUACAUGGGAGAUGACUCCAAUUAUUACAAAGAUUCAAUGACUGUAGUGAAUAAGGGAGUGGAAUUGAUAUUUGAAAAAAUCUUGACCAUCUUCACAGCUAUUGAUCUCUCUAACAAUAGGUUUUGUGGAGAAAUUCCAGAUAGUGUGGGGAACCUCAAGGCAUUAAUUGUUCUCAAUUUAUCAAGCAAUAACUUUAUGAGCCAUAUCCCAUCAUCGUUGGGAAACCUAGUUGCGCUUGAAUCUUUGGAUCUUUCUCGAAAUAGCCUCUUUGGUGAAAUCCCUAUGGAGCUAACAAGUCUAACAUUUAUGGAGUAUUUAAACCUCUCUCAAAAUCAACUUAGUGGUCCAAUUCCACAAGGUCGACAGUUUUUGACAUUUCAAAGUUCCUCUUUCGAGGGAAACUCUGGAUUGUGUGGCUUUCAAUUGUCAAAAAAUUGUGGAAAUAAUGAGAAACCAACUUUUGAAAUGAAACAUGAAUCAUCAUUGGGAGAAGGAUUUGGUUGGAAAGUGGUAGUGAUUGGAUAUGCUUGUGGAUUGGUAAUUGGAUUGCUUACUGAACAUGUUGUCACCUCAAGAAGGACGGAUUGGCUAAUGAGAUAUUUUGGAGUGAACUUACGUAGGUGA